UAUAGCGGACCAGCGAAGGCCGAGCUCUAACAACACAGUGAUACUGUUCCAUUCUUGGCGGAUACAUUUUUUAUAUUCAUGUCUGAAUGAUGAAGACAUUUAUUAGAAUUUGUUCAGCGUAAACUCGUUCUCCAAUUUCUUGUUCUUGAUUUAAAACCCGUACAGAAUUAACAUAUUCUUUGAAGUUUUUCUUCUAUCGAUGGAUUUUUAACAAGAUUCCGAGGGACGAAAAAGCAAUAUACUUUAAUCUUUAUUCAUUCUGGAUAUAAAAAAAUCUCUGCAAUGACUAACUUCUCCGUGGACAAAGUUUUUGGUGAUGACAGUGAGCGCGAAGGCGCCAUGAACAACCAAACGGUUCUACAGAGCAUGUUUUUGGAUUCCUUUAGUAUCUCGGGCUCCAACGAGACCCCCGUGGCUUUUUACCAGCCCUACAUACUCGUACCGUUUCCAAAAGACCUGGCUUUCCCUGUGUACGGCAUUCUUGUCCCAAUCAUAACCAUUUUAACGUUGGUUUCUAACGUGCUCGUCAUUUGCGUGUUUUUGAAGAAGAAGAUGCGUUCAGUGACCACGCUGUUUCUCGCUGGCUUGGCUUGCUCGGACACGCUCUCUGUUAUUUUAUGGUGUGUGGGGCAUCUUUAUUUUUACGGAAUAAAAAGUGACUACACGAUUCCGGUGCAGUAUCCUCUGUGCGUUUUUCACGACUAUGCUUUGUACUUGGCUGUGAUGUUCCACGCGACUUCUGUAUGGCUAACAACGACGCUUGGCGUUCAGCGUUGUAUCAUUGUCGUAAAACCAUUCUGGGGACCGAGACUAUGGACAAUGAAGAAGUCCGCAUUCAUGACUGUCCUAGCUUAUCUCUUGUCCGUGUUUUUCCUUCCUUUGUUUUUCAUGAAUAAUUACACGGAGAUUGAAAUCACUGAAAACAAUACCACUUCUCUUGUUUGUGGUGUUAAAUUGGACCCCUUUUUCUAUGAAAGACUCUACGAAUAUUCCAUCAUUAACUACUCAUUUCGGGGUAUAUUUGUGCAGUUUUUACCCUGUACCCUGAUGCUGAUCACGACUUUUGUCCUUGCUUACAAACUUAAGCAUGGUAAGAUCCUUCAGCGCUGUAUCUCCUCGGCAGCCGAGGGGCCAAAAAGAGACUUCCAGCACAGACAGCGGACCACUUUAAUGGUGGUUAUCAUAAUGGUCAUAUUUCUAGUGGUGGAAAUCCCUAAUGGAGUCGUGUUCGGGAUCAAGGUUUACGAGGACCUGACGAAUCGCUUAAUCAUUGAUAAUGAAACAGACUACUCCAUUGCCAUCCUGCAGAACUUUGUCCUUUUGUUGAGUUACCACUGUAACUUUUGGAUAUAUGUUGCUUUAAGUGCCAGAUUCAGAGAAACCUUGAAAGCCUUAAUUUGUCGAUUUAAGGUGAAAUACACAUUCGAGAGAAUGAUGACAGUGAGUAGUUUUUCUCCUGCUAACUCAUUCAAGCGGAAGAGAGAUAUUAGAUAUGGCGCAAACGGAUGUCACGAAAUCAGGUGCGACUUUGAGUCAAAGACGUAUUUCUCGAACUUGAAUGGCAAUAGCGAAUAAAGGGUCAAUGGACAGGCAUUAAAAUUUCCUAUGAAUGUAAAAUAAUUAAAAAUUGCGAAGCAGACCUG
Saccostrea echinata is the source of this 1643-nucleotide messenger RNA. Its product is annotated as mas-related G-protein coupled receptor member H-like. The transcript is spliced from 2 exons. Gene Ontology annotation, biological process: G protein-coupled receptor signaling pathway. Bases 283 to 1575 code for a protein of 430 amino acids. The record is from RefSeq and is a predicted model, not a curated record. Gene Ontology annotation, molecular function: G protein-coupled peptide receptor activity. Gene Ontology annotation, cellular component: membrane. NCBI's taxonomy places the organism in Eukaryota, Metazoa, Mollusca, Bivalvia, Ostreida, Ostreidae.